AAGCCCAAAUGAUGAUACCAAGCCUCUUGUCCCGGAAGUAAUACCCGUACUUCAGAAAAGGCGGUGGUGCCAAGACCACGCCGCUUCCAGCUUUCACCACUCACUACUCGCCAAACUUCGUGCGCACCCAACCUGGACCAACCCAGCGCGACCUUCAACCGCGAGAAAAAAGAACAGCAGGCCAUAGGGGACGGGCCAGCGUUACAGAACCGUACCACACGCUGUGAGCAGGGAUUCUUUUCAUUUGCAGACAGCAGACAGGGGGGCUUUUUUUCUUACAGUGGCUGUCGAUCCUGCUUGCCAUCAUGGCUGAACCCUCAGCCUCCACGUCGCAGCCUCCAGCGACACCACAGCCUGCACCCCCAUCACAGACACAAUCACAGGAGACUGCUCCGUCGUCAACAACAGCAGAUACUGCAAACUCGACACAAGAUCCAGUGCCAAAGCAGGAACCUGGCACUGCCGGGGGUGAAGAUAUCGACGCCUCCAUCGAGCAGGAUAUUGACAUGGCUGGAACCGACACCAAUACUAAUAACGCUGGUGAGAAUGGAAGCGCAAGUGCAGACCCAACUGCAGCAGCGGCCGCUGGCGGUCUUCCUGUAGAAUCGGUUGCACCGGCGCCACCGCCAACGAAGAAGGAAACCAGCCUGCGCGAGUUCCUCGGGAAGAUGGACGAGUACGCGCCUAUUAUUCCUGAUGCUGUCACCGCGCAUUAUCUGACUCUUGCUGGCCUUCCUCCGCCAGGUCAUGGUCCGAAUCAGACCCCUCCGCAUCUAGCGCGUCUACUUGCCUUGGCUACGCAGAAGUUUAUCUCUGAUAUCGCUGCGGAUGCGUACCAGUACUCGCGAAUCCGUUCUUCUAAUAGUUCCAGCGCAAACAACCCUAUGGGUGGUCUUAACGUUGCUGCAGGCCUGGUGCCUAACGCAGCAGGUCCCGGAGGCGCAGCAGGUGCAGCUGCUGGAGAUGCAGCCAAGGGGAAGAGUGGACAAUCCAACACCCAUCUCGGUAUCCAGAGACCCGGAUUUGGUGGUGGUGGUCAGGGUGGUUCCGGACAAGGACGGACGGUGCUCACCAUGGAAGACCUUGGUAUGGCCGUCGCCGAAUACGGAGUCACCAUCAAGAGAGGGGAGUUUUACCGAUGAGCGCGUGUCUCUCGACCUUUCAGUCAUCAGACUGGGAUCAUCACGCACAUCCCAUAUUUUGCCUGGGCUUAAUUCAUCUCCGGGUCCGGAGACAUGAUUGCAUUGACUCGACAGCCAAAUGGCGUCGUUGCCUUUCCUGAAGGGGGCUUGGAGUUCGGAACUGAUUUCGGUGGCGU
Messenger RNA from Paecilomyces variotii, 1318 nucleotides. Its product is annotated as putative TFIID and and SAGA complex TAF10 subunit. Bases 306 to 1142 code for a protein of 278 amino acids. The record is from RefSeq and is a predicted model, not a curated record. The transcript is spliced from 2 exons. NCBI's taxonomy places the organism in Eukaryota, Fungi, Ascomycota, Eurotiomycetes, Eurotiales, Thermoascaceae. Gene Ontology annotation, molecular function: promoter-specific chromatin binding; RNA polymerase II general transcription initiation factor activity. Gene Ontology annotation, cellular component: SAGA complex; transcription factor TFIID complex; nucleus. Gene Ontology annotation, biological process: transcription initiation at RNA polymerase II promoter.